Penicillium concentricum is the source of this 2271-nucleotide messenger RNA. RefSeq names its product DUF3435 domain-containing protein. The record is from RefSeq and is a predicted model, not a curated record. Bases 1 to 2271 code for a protein of 756 amino acids. The transcript is spliced from 5 exons. NCBI's taxonomy places the organism in Eukaryota, Fungi, Ascomycota, Eurotiomycetes, Eurotiales, Aspergillaceae.
AUGUAUCGUCGGAGGACGCCCAAUACCGGCAACCACGGAAUCACGAGCGAAUCCUCUUGUGCCUCUCCCAUCGAUACCGACAAUGAUAGACCGUUCGAGCCUGAUUCCUCUGAGACUGAUCUCACCGAGCCGGAGCGCUCCCUUCAAGCGGGUCGAACGAUUGCUCGGAAGAAGCCAAGCCCAAAGACUGGAACAAAAUCGUUAUCAACAGACCUGUCGAAUGUGGAACGUGUCCACCAGGCCCGAUACCAAGUGCCCGAUGAUGACACGGAUGAGGACCUGGCCCAAGUGCCGGAGGAUUACGGUCGAUCCAACAAAACAAAGAAGUUGAAACUUCGACUGAAAGAGCGUUGGGCUUGGUACUGCCAAAUGAAAGCAAUAGAACCAUCCACUAAUCACAAGUGGGGGUUUGCGGAGGAUGCACUGCGUGAGGCAUCACCAAAUGACAUGCAUCGAUUUCUCAAUUGGUGUCUGAAGCUGGAGUACAGUCCCGAUGGUCGCCGCCAGAAAGGCUAUACAAAGGCCAGUGCCCUUGAAGCGGAUUGGAAGUACUUCCGAAUUUACUACCAGCGAGUUACCAAAACUGAGAUGAGUAAAGAGAUGGGAGAGGCCGUUCGCACGGGCAUGAGAUACUUGGUGGAUAAGCGCGGUCUGGACAAACAACCGCGCGCAAAUGUUCCAGUAUAUAUCGAAGAUAUGAUUCCAUUCAAUGAGACAAUCCUUCAAACACGGGAGAAGCGAUUCCACUUGGGGUUUCAGCGCAUUAUCCUAUGUCUAUACAACACUGUUGGGUUAUUUACCAUCAACCGAAAACAGGCAAUGCUUGACCUUCAGUUCAAGCAUCUACAAAUAUCGCUCCAGCAGGAUCCGCACGGAGGACCUCCCAAGCCGAUGAUCGAACUCGAGCCCCAGUUUGUGAAAAGCGUCCUGGGCAUGUCGAAGCUCAACACGUUCGCGCUACCUGAAAUUGUCUACGGCGUAUCGCUUGUCUUCAGCCCGCAUGUCCUACUCUUCAUUAUAUUAUUUUAUGUCCACACCUUCGAAGCGCCUCACUUAACAUCGAUGGAAGACCUUCGGAGACUGCUUGUCGAGGGUGGCCGACAGGAAAUGCUACUUCCCUUGAAGAAAAAGAUGGAUAAUCACUAUGUCUUCCCGAAGGUUGAAGUGAUCUGUGGCCAGCCCCGCAUUUUGUGGGAGACGCCUAUGAAUGGUAGCACACUCGACGCACAACUCAGGACAUCCAGUGAAAUACAUGGCUUCCUUAAUCAUUUCUUCUCUCACCAAUUUCGAUACGGAGGAGGUGAUUUACUUGACAAGAGUGGUUUUGUCAGCGAAGCACAGCGUAAUGUGAUCAUGGCCCACGCCACUAGCAGAACGUUUAUCAAACAUUAUCGUCCCCGUCGGCAUACUGGCUUACAAGAGAUCAUGUGCGGCCUCAAUCCAGACGAAGAGUUCUCAAAGGCUGUGACCCGGAUGAGCCGUUGGAUUGAUCGGCGGCGACCACGAUACCUGAGCGACACUGACCGGGAAUCAGUGGAGAAAGACCCAGAACUGCAAUCAGCCAUACGCUGGCAAGUCGAUUUAGAGACCCAGUGCGCUGGUCGCUCUCAAAACCCAGCAUUGCGAGCGAUGCUGGAGGACCAGAAGCGACAAGCCCACAAUUUGCGCCGGCGUCUGCAAGAAAAACGGCGGAAAGAAACACGCCGCGAUUUCAGUCGGAAACAGGCGGUGAUUGACAUUGAAAGACAGCUGACUGGUGGGGCUGUCAGUGAUGAGCCUGCGCGCGAGGUAUUACGGAAGGAGUUUGAAAUGCCAUCGGAGCAGAUUCUUCUCGUGGAGACGUUCUUUACUUGGCCUACCACCGAUUCAUUAGAAGACGAGUGGACGCGGCGUAACAAAGCUGUUGCGGCUGGAAUACAAUAUUGCAGCUUUCAGGAAGGUGGGCCCCUUAGGGGACGACGGAAGCGCUCUGCCCCGUCCGACAAUGAGGAUAUCGUUCCCUCUCCGCCAGCUCGAAAGAUAAAAGCUGAUACGCAGCUGAAUACGUCGUGGGAGAAGGGAUGUACCUCUGGCGGGAAACAUAUCCCGAAUGCAGAGCAAACAUUCGCAUGCUUCCAAUGCCCCAAGACAUACUCCGACUAUAAUGGAGUGAAAAGGCAUUUCAGGACAUCACAUCUGACGGACCUAAAAUGUAAUUUUUGCAAUUUGUCCGUCCUGCACGAGAUGCACUUGCGGCGGCAUGCUUCUGAUGCUCAUGGUCUUCGAACAUGA